AUGGCGUUGUUUGAGGAGAUCAGCCAGCAGCUGGACUUCUCCAGCUGUGGAGAGGAGGCCAACAGCAGCAGCGACAACAGCUCUGACGACUGCAGUCCCAGAAACCACAGUCCCAGAAACCACAGUCCCAGCCCGGCAUGCAGGACACCCAGGGUGCAACGCCACCGCGGCAGGAGCCACGACUUGUCUUCCCCUUUCCAGUGCACCAGCCCCAUACCUUACGCCUCCUGGAGCAAACUUAGGCUCUGUGACUCCCCCAGCACGCCAAAGAGUCUGCUCUCAAAGUCGUCCCAGCCUUGCUCCAGCUCCAAGAUAAGUUGCAAACCGAAGAGCUUCCAUUUCCCCUCGGCUGCUGCAACCCUCCUCCAGGCGCCUUCCGUCAACGUGAAUCCCUUCACCCCCGACACUGUACGCAGGAACAGCGAGCAGCAGUGGAGGAGCAGCUCCAGGAGCGAUGAAGAUGACGACUAUGGACACAGGAUGAAGCACAGCCUAACGUCAUCUGAGGAGGACGAUGAGGCCUUCCUCCCACGAAAGAGACGAGCCAUCCAAACCCUCAUGCUGUCACGCUACGAGGGCGAGUUCCUGGAGCUGGAGUGCAUCGGCGUGGGCGAGUUCGGGGCCGUGUACAAGUGCGUGAAGAGGCUGGACGGUUGCUGGUACGCCAUAAAACGCUCUCGGCGACCUCUCGCAGGCUCUGCCAACGAGCAGCUGGCCCUAAAGGAGGUAUAUGCACACGCUGUUCUUGGACACCACCCACAUGUUGUUCGUUAUUAUUCAGCUUGGGCAGAGGACGAUCACAUGAUUAUACAGAAUGAAUACUGUGAUGGUGGAAGCCUGGGUGAUGCCAUUGUGAAGAAGCGGGUGCAGUGUGAGCUGUUCUCUGAGGCCGAACUGAAAGAUCUGCUCUUACAAGUGUCCAUGGGUCUGAAAUACAUCCACAGCACAGGCCUGGUGCACUUGGACAUCAAGCCAAGUAAUAUAUUUAUUUGCCAGCGUCCCUGCCCGACCGCGGCGGGCGAGGGGGAGAGUGAGGAGGAAGACGACAGGAGCGCUCCCGCAGGAGUCGUUUUCAAAAUUGGGGAUCUGGGUCACGUGACAUCCACCAGCAAUCCUCAAGUUGAGGAAGGGGAUAGCCGCUUUCUGGCCAGUGAGGUCCUGCAUGAGGAUUACAGCCACCUCCCCAAGGCGGACAUCUUUGCUCUGGGCCUCACGGUGCUGCUCGCUGCUGGGGCUCCUCCUUUGCCUCAAAACGGAGCUGAGUGGCACAGCCUUCGAGAGGGGAAGCUGCCGGAGCUGGCGCAGGAGCUCUCACCUGCCUUCAGAGGCCUCAUACAGGUGUUACUGGAUCCAGACCAGAGCAAGCGGCCAUCUGCCAGGGAGCUUUGCAAGCACCCAGUGUUGAGGGAUGAGAGGACUGGGAGGCUGGCCACUCAGCUGCGUAGAGAGCUCAACGUGGAGAAGUUCAGGACGGCCAUGCUCGAGAAAGAGCUCCAGGAGGCUCGUCAGGCAGCACUGUCCCCCAAGCAGAGCCUCCCUCCUGGGCUGAAAGCUCCUGCCAAGAUGGGCUCUCUACCCAAAUCAGGGAGGAGACUUGUUGGUCGGAGCACGGCUCGAUCCAUAAGCUACGAUUUCCCUGGAUAUAGAGUCUGAUGGGGGGGAGUGAAGCCCAUGAAGCCCAUGUCCCACCUUCUGAAACAAGAUGGUGGUAUAAAUGCAGAAAGUCAAAGUGAGGACCGUACAAGCUUAUCUGUUCCAGACGGGCACUGGAAAGGACAAUCAUGGAUGGACGACUGGUGUAACUGAAAGUCUGGAGGAUGUUGGACAGCAUCAGUUUGACACAGAUUAAUCCUUUCAAACGUCAAGUGAUGAAUGUCAACAUGUAUCUGCUGAAGACCAAUGUUAAGGUCUUGUUUU
Limanda limanda (common dab) is the source of this 1917-nucleotide messenger RNA. It is a transcript of the gene wee2, whose product is annotated as WEE2 oocyte meiosis inhibiting kinase. Gene Ontology annotation, biological process: mitotic cell cycle; protein phosphorylation; regulation of meiosis I. Gene Ontology annotation, molecular function: magnesium ion binding; non-membrane spanning protein tyrosine kinase activity; ATP binding. The coding region runs from base 1 to 1653 and encodes 550 amino acids. NCBI's taxonomy places the organism in Eukaryota, Metazoa, Chordata, Actinopteri, Pleuronectiformes, Pleuronectidae. The record is from RefSeq and is a predicted model, not a curated record. The transcript is spliced from 12 exons. Gene Ontology annotation, cellular component: nucleus.